Messenger RNA from Lodderomyces elongisporus, 726 nucleotides. RefSeq names its product CCR4-NOT core subunit (gene CDC36). NCBI's taxonomy places the organism in Eukaryota, Fungi, Ascomycota, Pichiomycetes, Serinales, Debaryomycetaceae. The coding region runs from base 1 to 726 and encodes 241 amino acids. Gene Ontology annotation, biological process: regulation of DNA-templated transcription; nuclear-transcribed mRNA poly(A) tail shortening. Gene Ontology annotation, cellular component: P-body; CCR4-NOT core complex. The record is from RefSeq and is a predicted model, not a curated record. The transcript has a single exon.
AUGGUAUCUUCCACGAUAACGACGACUGCCACAACUGCUGCUGCACAUCCUGCUACGGCGAGCUUGAAUUCACAGAAUCAGCACCCAAAACUGCAACUACCGUCAACAGACUUGCCCACCACCACCGCCAACACUACUACUAAUACUACUACUUCUUCAUCGUCCUCAUCCUCCAACCCCAUCAAUAAGGACGACGAUAGUUUGGGCAAGUAUGGACUUCGAGGACUUUCUUCCCUUGUCCGAAUGGAUCAAUCUGAGUAUACCAACUACGCUUUGGGCCAAGAUAUAAGCAAAUGUGGACUUGAUCUCAGUGCCAACCUGGAAAUUCUCAAGAACUUAGCCUCGCCAUGGUCAGAAACGUCACGACUGGAAGUCGAACCAUAUUUCCAUAUCCCUAAAGCCUUGCAGAACUCGUCAUUGCUUGCAAAAGGUAAGAACCCCGGUCCAAUAGACCAAAAGAUACAGAGCUUGACUGAUGAAACAUUAUUUUAUAUAUUUUAUAUGAAACCGAGGGAUACAUUGCAAGAAUAUGCGGCAAGGGAACUAGUUGCGCGAAAUUGGAGGUAUCACAAGGAUAUUCAAGUAUGGUUAACCAAGGAUAGUAAUGUGGAACCUGUAUUAAUUGGACAAGAUGUGGAAAAAGGUGUGUACAUCUUUUUUGACCCCCAUAACUGGGAAAAGAUUAGAAAAGAAUUUGUUUUGCAUUAUUCUUCAGUUCAAGCCUAG